Molecule: messenger RNA, 2950 nt
Organism: Lipotes vexillifer (Yangtze River dolphin)
Lineage: Eukaryota; Metazoa; Chordata; Mammalia; Artiodactyla; Lipotidae
Gene: LPIN2
Product: lipin 2
Exons: 20
Coding region: 1-2754 (917 amino acids)
Biological process (GO): fatty acid catabolic process; cellular response to insulin stimulus; positive regulation of transcription by RNA polymerase II
Cellular component (GO): endoplasmic reticulum membrane; nucleus; cytosol
Molecular function (GO): transcription coactivator activity; phosphatidate phosphatase activity
Source: RefSeq, a predicted model, not a curated record
AUGUUUUCCGUGGAAGAUGAUAGUGAAGAUGAGGAGGAGAAGGUUGCUGAAGGUGUUUAUGGUGGAAGGGCCCCUGCUGGCAUCUUGUCUCAAACCAUGAAUUACGUGGGGCAGCUGGCCGGGCAGGUGAUUGUCACUGUGAAGGAGCUGUACAAGGGCAUUAACCAGGCCACACUGUCUGGCUGCAUCGAUGUUGUGGUGGUGCGGCAGCAGGACGGCUCCUACCAGUGCUCACCCUUCCACGUGCGCUUCGGGAAGCUGGGCGUCCUGCGGUCCAAAGAGAAAGUGAUUGACAUAGAAAUCAAUGGCGAUGCAGUGGAUCUUCACAUGAAAUUGGGUGACAAUGGGGAGGCUUUCUUUGUGGAGGAGACCGAAGAGGAAUAUGAAGAGCUUCCUGCUUACCUCGCCACCUCACCAAUCCCUACUGAAGAUCAGUUCUUUACAGAUAUUGACCCCCCUUUGGUGAAACCAGGUGGAAGUGAAAGACCAUCACAGAGUUCAGAUGUCUCCCACGUUCUAGAAACAGAGACAGUUUUCACCCCCAGUUCUGUGAAAAAGAAAAAACGAAGGAGGAAGAAAUGCAAACAGGACAGUAAGAAGGACGAGCAGGCCGCUUCCCCUGCUGCAGAAGACGCCGUGGGUGUGGAGCUGAGCUCGGAUGACGACGAGGCGGCCCAGUCGGCAAGAGGAUCUUCAAAUGCUUCCUUAAAGGGAGAAGAAUACAAGGAGCCUCUGCUUUUCCGUUCUGGAGACCACUACCCCUUAUCUGAUGGGGACUGGUCCCCCUUAGACACCCCCUACUCCCCAGCGGCGUGUCCUAAGAGCGACUCAGAGCUGGAGGUGAAACCCGCCGGGAGCCUGCUCAGAUCCGAGUCCCACAUGGAGUGGACGUGGGGAGGGUUCCCAGAGUCCACCAAGGUCAGCAAAAGAGAGAGAUCGAGGACAGCUAUGAUUACUCCAUCAGAAAAUACCCAUUUUCGGGUAAUUCCCAGCGAGGACAACCUCCUAAGUGAAGUUGAGAAGGAUGCUUCUGUGGGGGAGAUGGUCUGUACCAUCGUGAAGCCUAAGCCCCGGGCCCCAGGGAAGCAGAGGAGUGGAGCAGCCCUGGCAUCGGGGCCUCGGGAGCCCCCCGAGGGGUCAGAUGCCCACCACCCUCCUCCCGCGUCCUUCGCCGAGGCACCCUCAGAAGCUAAACCAGCUGCUAAAGUCGACUCACCCUCAAAGAAAAGAGGUGUCCACAAGAGGAGCCAACACCAGGGACCUGAUGAUAUAUACCUGGAUGACCUAAAGGCACUAGAACCUGAGGUUGCAGCUCUCUAUUUCCCCAAAAGCGAGUCGGAGCCCGGCUCCAGGCAGUGGCCCGAGUCCGACACGCUCUCUGGCUCCCAGUCCCCACAGUCUGUGGGCAGCGCGGCCGCCGACAGCGGCACCGAGUGCCUCUCAGACUCUGCCAUGGACUUGCCCGACGUCACCCUGUCCCUCUGCGGGGGCCUCAGUGAGAACGGAGAGAUUUCUAAAGAGAAAUUUAUGGAGCAUAUCAUUACUUACCAUGAAUUUGCAGAAAACCCCGGACUUAUCGACAAUCCCAACCUUGUAAUACGGAUAUAUAACCGUUACUACAACUGGGCGUUGGCGGCUCCCAUGAUCCUCAGCCUGCAGGUCUUCCAGAAGAGCUUACCUAAGGCCACAGUUGAGUCCUGGGUCAAAGAUAAGAUGCCAAAGAAAUCUGGUCGCUGGUGGUUUUGGCGUAAGAGAGAGAGCAUAACCAAACAGCUGCCAGAGGCCAAGGAAUGGAAAUCGGAGGUGCCGCCGCCCAUCGACCGGCCGUCGAGCGCGAAGGAGCCGGCCAAUGGCAGGCCAGCUGAGGAAGACUCAUCGAGUGACGAGGGGUCCCAGGAGCUGGAAGAAUCCAUCCAAGUGGACCCCAUCCCUACGGAGCCGCUGAGCCACAGCAGCACCACCUCCUAUAAGAAGUCUCUUCGUCUGUCCUCAGACCAGAUCGCAAAACUGAAGCUCCAAGAUGGCCCAAAUGACGUCGUGUUUAGCAUUACAACCCAGUAUCAGGGCACCUGCCGCUGUGCGGGGACCAUUUACCUGUGGGACUGGAACGAUAAGGUCAUCAUUUCUGACAUCGACGGGACGAUAACCAAGUCUGAUGCUUUAGGACAGAUCCUUCCACAGCUGGGUAAAGACUGGACUCAUCAGGGUAUCGCAAAGCUCUACCAUUCCAUCAAUGAGAAUGGCUACAAGUUCCUAUACUGCUCCGCCCGCGCCAUCGGCAUGGCCGACAUGACCCGCGGCUACCUGCACUGGGUCAACGACAAGGGCACAAUCCUGCCCCGCGGCCCCCUCAUGCUGUCCCCCAGCAGCCUGUUCUCCGCCUUCCACAGGGAAGUAAUAGAAAAGAAACCAGAGAAGUUCAAAAUUGAGUGUCUAAAUGAUAUCAAGAAUCUCUUUGCCCCGUCUAAGCAGCCGUUCUAUGCAGCCUUUGGAAACCGUCCAAACGAUGUCUACGCUUACACACAAGUUGGAGUUCCAGACUGCAGGAUCUUCACUGUGAACCCCAAGGGUGAGCUGAUACAAGAAAGGACCAAAGGAAACAAGUCAUCGUAUCACAGACUGAGCGAGCUCGUGGAACACGUGUUCCCACUUCUCAACAAGGAACAGAAUUCUGCCUUUCCGUGCCCGGAGUUCAGCUCCUUCUGCUACUGGCGAGACCCGAUCCCUGAGGUGGACCUGGACGACCUGGCCUGAGGCCGCACCUCCAGCGGGAGGCCCUCCGUCACUCGCCUCGCAGCAAGGGAAGGUGACCAGCUCUUCUGCUGGACAGAGGACAUGGGGGUCCCCUCCCGGCCACAGGUGUGGGACAAGACGUGCUGACAGUCGGGCACCAGCAGGGACGGGAAAGCUGCUGGGGCUGGAACCGCCUUCCCCCUUCCCCCUCCCGGAC